AUGGCGGCGCCUGCCGCUUGUGCUUCACGCAGUAUGAUAGGCAACAAUACGGGCAAAGCCAAUAAAGAACGCAUAAGGAAAAGUAAGGACUCACGGCGGCGCCAGGCAGCCUUGCUGUUUCUUAAAAACAUAUCUUUAGAUGGACGCCCCAUUUACGGUUUGGGUAACGGGAACCCCAGUCAAAGUGAACCCGAGUUCCGAGCUCUGGACGCCCCGGCAAUGGUGGCCGGUCUGCCGCGAUCUGCAACGAGUAGCUGUGCAGCCUUCAGCGACCUGUCACCCUCCGUGAGCGGCGGAGCCGCCACUCCCGGGACGAGGAUCGUGGUCGUCAACCAGGCGCCUAGUUAUGUUCCCUCUGCCGUGGCAGGCUUCAGUACUGCGGGGAGCAGCGAUGCGCUCCUGGAAGGGGGAAGACUCGCCCCGGGCUCCUCACAAGGGACGGUCCUUUCACUGUCUGGGAUACAAUCGAAUCCCCAUCUAACAACCAAUAAGUUGCCGGCCGCGCUGACGGCUCCAAGUGACAGUAUCUCGUCGCUGGAUACGCGGCAAAAGCUCCGAAAUCCAUCUGGCUCCCCAGGACCAAGGCCAGCGAAUAAGAUCCACUUCAUCAAGAGCAUGCGGCAGUAUGACAUUGGGGGCAGCAGGGUUGUGCUGAUCUGUGCCAAGCGCUCCCUGUGUGCUGCCCUCUCCGUCGUCCCAUACGGGCAAAGCAACAAUCUCAGCAAUCUGAAGCUGGAGGCAGACCGACAGCGCCACUCUUCAGGAGGGGCCACCACAAGCCUGGAUGUAGUGCCCACGCUCGAGGGCGUAGAGCUGGGUGCCUAUGGAAAGACGGUGUCAUACGCUCAGUUCCUUCUCCCCACCAAUGCCCUGAUGAGGUGCAAGAGCACCCCCGGGGACACUGCCCGUACCCAGAGAAGCCACACCCCCGCCAGGUUCUCCUGUGCCAUGACCCAGGACGUAGGUGCCGAUGACCUGACCGAGUAUGACCCCAACCUGCUGAGCGACCCUCGGUGGCCCUGUGGGAAGCACAAGCGUGUGCUCAUCUUCGCCUCCUAUAUGACCACAGUUAUUGAGUAUGUAAAACCAUCAGACCUCAAGAAGGACAUGAACGAGACCUUCAGGGAGAGAUUCCCUCACAUCAAGCUCACCCUGAGCAAGAUAAGAAGUCUGAAGCGGGAGAUGCGUACCCUGAGCGAGGAAUGCGGCCUGCAGCCGGUCACCGUGGCGAUGGCCUUUGUCUACUUCGAGAAGCUGGUGCUGCAGGGGCGCCUCAACAAGCAGAACCGCAAGCUGGUGGCGGCGGCCUGUGUCCUGCUAGCCGCCAAGAUCAGCAGUGACCUCCGCAAGCCAGACGUGCGCCUGCUCAUCGACAAGUUGGAGGAGCGUUUCCGCAUUAACCGGCGGGAGCUCAUUGCGCUGGAAUUCACCGUGCUGGUGGCCUUGGAGAUGGCGCUCUACCUGCCGGACAGCAAGGUCAUGCCUCACUACCGCCGGCUGGCACAGCAGCCCUGAAACGUGGCCAGACACCCGCUCAGCAGAUAUGGCGACCAUUUCUUUGUUCUCCCAUGACUCAUGGCCUUUUCUGAAAGCAAUAGACUAAAAGUGACAAUGAUGGCAACAGUGACAGCCACACGGUCCCUGACUGAGCAGCGUCUGCUCUGACAGCUGUUCCCUCUUGUACCAGUGGGUACUGAAAUAGGCUCCUCCUUUUCCCACACUGGUACCAUGAUCUUCUAGCAUCAUAGGAAGACACGUCUAUCUCAGACACAUCUAGACACAUCCAGCUGGUUUGACCUGCUCUUCCAUGUAGAUGCCUUCUUCUGCAGUGAAAUAUUUGUCCUCUGUCAUUCUCGGUGCACAUGAACAUAAUUUUAUUGGAAAAAAAAUGGUGGAAACCUGCACAUUAAAAAUAUGACUUUUUUUUCGUCCUUUCAACUUGAGUAGGCAUUUUACUAAGAUAUAAAUAUGGUCUCUGCAGUCCUAGUCAUUUAGACUGUGCUUUGUGUGUUAACUAAAAUCAGGAUCGGUGUACUCUGGGGAAUGAUUUGCAUCCUCAGAUGUGAAACUGCUUUUAAAAGUAUCUGCAGCCUUAUUUUCUCAGACCUUACUCCAGAGUAGCAUGGUAUUACGUUGCUCUACAUUAGAGAGAAUGCCAACAGGCACAUUUUUGGUGCUGCUGUCUAGGGUAGCUGAAGUCCUAUGAAUUGAUGAUGAUGUUUUAUGGUACGAUCGCAGUUGUUUGAAAAUCUUUUGUAAAACUUCCAUGUGUAUUUUUUUUUAUGAGCAGUUUAAAAAAGGGAUGAUGUUUGUUCAUCAUGUGUAUUUUUUGUGUGACAGUGUUCUUUGUUAAACUCUAACAUGCUUCUCUGUUCUGCACAGUUUUAACCCACUCUAUGAUUUUGUUGGCGUGUCACAAGCGUUUAAAAACAAUAAUAAUAAUGAAUAGUAACCAACUUUCUGAAAAUAAUGUGAAUACAAUGUUUGUUCAUGGUAACGUUUUUGGGAAGUAUUUACCUACAGAAAAAAAAAGCUGUCUGGAGAUUUUUUGUGACUAUGUGGUACUAUAACAUAUGUGCUAUUAUUCUUGAGAUUACCUUGAUUCAUUUUCUUCCUUUUUUAACUGAAACAUUACAUUAAGUACAAUUUCCCAAGCAUGAUGUUACCCCUGAACCAUGUUUUGAUUUGGUCCUUGCUGAUUUUUUUAUGUUCCUUGGGGGGGGGGGGUUAAAACUGAAUGUCUUGUGACAGUCAA
Molecule: messenger RNA, 2755 nt
Organism: Paramormyrops kingsleyae
Lineage: Eukaryota; Metazoa; Chordata; Actinopteri; Osteoglossiformes; Mormyridae
Product: CDK5 and ABL1 enzyme substrate 2-like
Biological process (GO): regulation of cell cycle
Source: RefSeq, a predicted model, not a curated record